GCGGUAUCACAUCAUCAACCACGUGGCAUAUUGAAAUCGUGAAUAUUUUGCCGCCAAAAUUAUGCCUAUGCCCCACAAUGCAAUGCAAGUAGAAAUACGAGUAUCGCAAUAUGGCGACUGGACCGAGAGGGAAGUGAGUUGGAAAUCACAGUCACGAAACGACGGAACUUGGUUGUUGCAUUUAACUCGCGAGCCUACCUGCACUUUAAAGGAUAAACUGUACAUUUACAUGUCAUGUAAAGAGACUUGUGAAGGCAUACGAGAUAUUGUACACAUUACAUCACAAAUCUCUAAUAAGCAUGGUCUUGGAGAAUAGCAUGUGGGUGCGAACAUGAUGGAAUCCAUAAAGAUUAAGAGCAAUGCAAGGAAAUCCACCCACAGUGGGAAACCAAACAUAGCCAGUAAGGAGCAGUCAAGAAUACGACAAGCACUGAAGCCAGAGUUAAGGUCUAAUCAUAUCCCAGUGAAGGCAUCUCCAACAACAUGGAAGAGCUCUGGGUGGUCUCUCAGUGCAAGAGUGCUCCAGAAAACCAAUGAUGAGCUUCUCACUCCGAUGGUUAUCACCAAAGACAAGGAGAGAAUCCCAGAUGCAGCCUCAAACUGUGACAUCAACAGCAGAUCCGGGCAUUCAAGAAAUGUUGCAGGCAGUGAUAAGAAAAAUCCAGACCAGAGAAGCCUGUGGUCACUCUUCUCAGCUCCGAAAGUUAAAGAGAAUGUGGAUAGUGAUGAUCAAUGUCAAAUUGGUUCUGUCACCAAUGGUUGUCACAGAGAUGACAACAACAAAGUGCGUGGUGCUGAAAAAGUUUUGUCACAAGAUGGAAGGAUCACAAAGAGAGAGUCAUCUGAAGGAGACACAACCAAGAAGACCAGUCCACCUUCUUUCAAUCUCUUGUCCAAAAUGAAACCACUUAAACAUGCCUCAAGGAAUCUCUUUGCUCAACUAGCUAGAAGGCCUAGUGAUUCUUCUUGCCAGGACCUUUAUAGCGAAAACACCCAACAUGAUCCUAGUAAGGAAGCAACAAAGCAACCUAACAGUAGGAUAGGUCAUAGAACUGCAGACUUGCCAGGAAAUGAACCUCCAGAUAUCAGAAUCCAAAGGCCAGAGAGCAGACGGAAUCAUGAACAAAAUACAAACAUAAUUCGCCUGACAGAAAGAACAAGAACUAGAGAUAGAAUCGAAAACCCUGUGACAGUAAAACAUUCCAGUGUUGAAGAGAGUGAUAUCAGUAAAGCCGACAACAGAAGAGAGAGUGCACAUUUUAAUGAUAGUGAGCUGGUCUCUCUGAUACCGAAUCAAGAUAAGGACUGUUCAUUAGUAGAGAAGGAUGCAUAUGAUACAUCUAGUCCCACCAAGGAUAAGGAUGGAUCAAGUGAGGACUUGCCUAUGCCCACUCUUACCUUACCUCCAGAAAUUGAACACAGGAAUACUACAAGUAAUGUGUCAAGUGAACAUGAUGAAAGUGAUUGUUUAUUUAUUGAUGAGCAAGUGCAACCUAAUUCACCACAAAAUGAGAGGGGUAGUGGGGUAGGACAUGAAGAGGAGAGUCAUGUCCUACGUGUUUGGAGUUUACAAUCAGACGUAGAAACAAGUAGUGACUUUCAUAAUGUUGACCUAAGCAGUUCAUUCAGUGAUAGCUGUUCAACUGGUAUGGAAGAUAGUUUACUGUCAACAAGUGCUUCUCUGAACAGUUCAGCUCUGUCUUUUAUCGAGAAUGGUGCAAGAUCUGUAGAGGGAUUUCAUGAAAGGGAAAAUUCUAAUGAUUUAUCAAAAAGUGCAAGUGAGAAAACCUUAGAGGCAACCAGAGACACUCACAAAAAUAAGAAUCAUAUUUCCAGAAGAGAGGGUUUUGAGGAGGGCCCUCCAAAGUUACAAGCUCAACCCAACACACAUCACCUUCUGCAGGAAUUGGAUAGCUUGUUAGAAUGCAGUGCUUUUCAUGGUGAAUCAUGUUCAAAUGUGCUGGUGGAAUCAACUGAGGAUUUAAACAAAGAACAUGAAACAAGUGGUGAUUUAAACUUACAGAGUGAGAAAAGUGAACAAUCAAACAUACAACUUGAAGUAACUAACAAUUCCAAUGUGCAAGCUGAAGGAGAAGAGCCAUCAAAUGUGUUGAUUGAAGAAAAUAAUGAAUUAAAUGUGCAAGCAGAAGAAAAGGAGCUGACAAAUGCACAAGUUGAAGGAAAAGAUCCAUCAAACUUGCAGAUUGAAAAAAGUGAACUGACAAAUGUACCAGCUGAAGAAAGAGAUUCAUCUAAUGUACAACUUGAAAGAAAUAGUGAUUCAAAUACACAUGGGCAAGCUUUCCAAAGAGAGCUGUCAAAUGUACAAGCUGAAGAGAAAGAAGCAUCAACCCUGCAGAAUGAAGCAAGCAACAAUUCAAAUGUGCAAGCUGAAGAAAAGGAGCCAUCAAACGUACACCUCGAAGCACUUGAAGAAGAAAGUAGUACUGAUUCCCUCAUUCAAAGUAAAGAAUCUGACCACGAAAAUGCAACUGAAUCUGCCAGGAAUAUAUUUAGUCUCUUUAGUAGUGCUAAGAGGCCUUUACCACCUACAAACAUUGUAAAGCUUCAAUUUGAUAGAAAUCCCUAUAGCACCUCUGUUCAUUCUGAUAUUUCUCAAAACUCCCCAGUGCAGUCUGACAGUUGUUCAAGUGAAAAGAAUCAGUCAAUACGCACCAAUCAUCCAGCAGAUGAUUCUGCCAGCACUGAAUCUAAUAACAAAGCAACUGAUGUGGGUCCUGUAAGUUUGAUGAGUAAUGUGUUGCUCAACUCACCAGUCAGUAAUUCUUGUGUUGAGAAAUCAAAUGAUCACAGUCCCCCUUCAUUGUCUAAUGAACAAUUACCUAGUCCUCUCAUGCUCACUUCAAUCACAGAACCUGAUACAGGAAAACAGCAAAAUGAUGAACACCAUGGGGUUAGUCAACCUCCAGAAUUCUGUCUAGAAGUGAAUCAAUCAUCAGUUGGUGGAAUGGAGUUAUCACUACCGUCUGCAAGCCUGCCUACUCCAGAGGAAGAUGUAGUGGAUGAUAUACCAUUUUUAUCAUUCAAAUCUAGGGAUGACCUUGUGUCAUAUUCCAAGGCAGUGAAAUUGAAAGUGCAGAAGAAGUCUACUCAAUCAAACAAAGUUCCUGCAAAGAAAUUUGUGUAUCCAGUUGUGAAAAAUGUUAAGAUGAAAAAGAGGAAGAAACUCAGCCCAAUUGAAGCAAAGAUCCAGGCACUAGAAAAGGAUUUAUUGUGGUCCAUGGAAUGCAAAGGUCUUACGGAAAUAGUCCACCCUGUUCUCAGCAGAAAAGGAGUUGCUCUGGAAAAAGUCAGGAAAAAUGACCUUGUGGUUGAAGUGAGAAAUGAAGAACUUGAUCGAACACACAAAAGAGUAAAGCAUAAGAAAAGACAUAGAUCAAAGUCAGAGUCGGAACAGGCAUCAAAUUUUAGAGGAAUAGGUAGUAAUUCCAAUUCCAUCAAGCUCUCAGGAUCAAGACACUCGCAAUAUAAUUCAAACCUGCAUGUACGGAAUAGUAAAGGAGACAAAUUCGAGACAGAGCAUAAAGAAAAGCCCUCUGAUAAAGUGAAGGUUGUUGGACUUAAGCAUGGACAUUUUCCUGGUCUCCAGAAAACAAUCAGCAAAGUCCAGAGUGCGGAGAGGUCACACAGAGAGGCACAGAUAAAAAGAAGUAAACCUAUGCAUCAGGAGUGGGCAAUUUGUCAAAAGGAAUUACCUGCAACAUCUGAGAAGCCAUCUUUGAAAUUAAAACUUGUUACCAAAGCCAAAGCAAACAGCACAUCACCUUCAAAGAUUGAACAGAGUCCUCUAGCCUUGUCCACUAAACCAAGAGAAAGCACAGUGCCUUUGAAGAGUCCUACUUCACACAUUCCAGUCAAUGUUCAGCAGCUACAUUUGCCAUCAUCCUUAGCUGCCGCAAAAAGUGAUGUUACUGCAGCUGUUGAUCCUAUAGAGGAACACACUCAGCCGGUUGGAGACAAGUCACCGCCCAGAUCAAGGCUUCCUGAAGAGGAAAGUCUCCCGUUCAAACCAUUUGAGAAACCUAAUGCUUCAAAGAAAUCUGCAUUUGUUAGUGAUGCUCUGGAAGAUCUCCUGCAAGGAGUUGACAAUAAGAUAAAGCCUCUCAUCUCCCCAUCUACAAUAUCUGUCAAUAGUGCCAAAGUAGUCUUCAAAGUACCAUGUAGGCAGAAUCAUUCUGUGAAAACAUUGGACAUGGCACUGAAGAGACAAAAACCAUUGUAUGUUGCUUCUGAAAAUUACACCAGCUUGACUCGCAAAGAUUCAAACCAUGAGCGGAAAGAUAAGAAGAAGAAGAAGAAAAAGAAGGAGGAGAAACACAAACAUAAAAGUAAGCAUGGAUCAAAAGAUGGAUUUGUGUUUGGAACUGGGCCAGAUGACCUAGUAAGAAAACUGCCCAAGCUUCCCUUUGAAAACUAUGGAAAAUCAUUUUCAAGACCAUUAUUUGAAAAGGAGUAUCAAGAUUCAAAUAUGGUUGGUGAGAAAUCUAAAGGGUUCCUUGAAGUCAGAAAUGUACUUUCUGUGUCUGGAAAGGUUGCUGUCAAACGGCAAUCUGAGGAAGAGAUGCCUAGCACUAAAAAGAUUAAACAGGAGCCAGAAGAAAGUGAUGAAAGUCAAAAUUCAGCAGAUGAAAUUCAACAGCCCAUCUUGGAGAUGAAUCCAUCAUGUAGUGCACAACAUGAACCUCUUCCACAUGAAAGUAACACUGAAUGCAAAGAACCAACAAGAGAAGAAACUCAAAUUCAGUCUGAGACAAAAAUUGUGAAAAAAUGUGGGGAAUACUGUCGACUUGGAUGCAUAUGUGAGUGUCUAAAUAAUUCCAAAACUGUGCAAGAAUUGAGUAAUCAUUGCCGCAAAGUGGAUUGCAUGCUCAAUUGCAUGUGCAAAAAAACCCAAUCAAUGUGUGUGACUGGUACAAGAACACGACGGCCUCCAUCAUUAUCUUGUGACAUGCUGUUUUAUGAUGAUUCCUACAAGUUUUGGAGGGUUGGUGAUACUGAAAGUGCAACAGUAGAAACAAAAAAGCUACAACUUCUAGAUCAUCUACCAGAGUUUGAGAAAAGAAACAUGAUGAGCACUUGUGCCAGGACUAGAUAUUUUGUCACUGAUAAGCCUGAAAAGUGGGUUAAAUGGAAGAGGAGGCAACUAGGAAUCACCAGCUCGACAAAGAAAAGAUCUUCUGACUUGGAUGAUGCUUCCCAAAUGGCUUUGAACAGUUCAAAUAUGGGUAACCAGAACCCACAUCAGAGGAUGCAGAUCUCUGAAGUGAAUCAGAAUGAAUCAAAACAGCUUAAUUCCAAGAGAACACUGCUGAAGGAAGUUGCAGACAAAGCCAAUAAAACCGUUGAAGCAAAGAGCAACGUGUCAUACAUCCCUGCUACUGAAACAACUUCUAAAGGGACAGCAACAUACUUACAAUUAUCUCAACAAUACUUGCUGAAUGGAAAGCUAAUGAACCUGGUGGCACUGCCAAAUGGAAAUCGAAUACUAUUACCAGCCACUUGUGUACCACUCAAAGUUUUGAAGGAAACCUCAACAUCUAGUGCUCCUCAGUCAAAGCUAACAAAUGCACAAGGUGGUACAUCAACAACCUCUGAUCAAUUACCUAUACCACAGGUGAAAGCCACAAUGCAAUUUAAAGAAAAACAUGUCCCAAAUAUUCUGAGCAAUUCGUCCACCAAGAUCACUUCUGGACAGCAGAAGCCUGUUUUGCCUGUACAGCUCCAUUGGACACCAUCUGGGAUAGUACUAAAAUCAGGGAUAGAGGAAAAAACUUCAAAUGUAGCAAAAGCAGUCCGAGAUGGGAAUUCAAAUGUUUCUCAAGCGUCAAUAUCAGAAAUUCACCCUGGAAUCUUCCGAAUAUCCAAUCUUCCAGAUCAAUCUCAAGGGCCUAAGGUUUCAGGCUCAUUUAAGAAGGCAGAGUCUAUUGUUCAUAUUAAUGCAGCCCAGCAAGCAGUACCAGCUAAGACUUGUUCAGUAAAUGCAAAAGAUAAAGCAAGGACCUAUGUUCCAUUGCAGAAUUCUUCCACAAAACAGGAUGCAGCUUGCAAUGUGGAUAAACAGGCCCCUCUUCACAAGAACUUAGCCCUAUCUUCACCCUCUGCAUCUGCAAGCAAUGAGAAAAAAGAAAUCUCCUCAACCAGCAAGCCAAUUGGGACAAUGUCAAAAGAAAGUCAGAUGUCGAUAAGCAAGACAUUCUUCAUGUUGGAUAAAUCAAUGUAUAUCAUGAUGAUGACUGACCCAGAGUUUGAAUGGACAGAUAAAAUUGAGCAUGAAGCAAAGCAAGGAAUCAACAAGAUUUUUAAAUCACAAGCACAAAAUAAUUGUGUUCUAUUGUCAGGGGACCUUGAGCUGAAACUCUUGAUAAAAGGACAUCAAUGGGCUCGUUUCCACCUGCGUAAACGUGAGUCUGGACGUCACAUUGGAGAUGUAAAUGAAAGCAAAAAUUCAUUGGUCAAGAGCACAGAUGGUCCAAACAAUGCUGAUGGAUGUGAUUCAAAGGCCAUUACAUCUGCUCAUUCAGUCUUGAAAAAUUCACACAAAACUGUUCUGGUCACAGCAAAGACAAGUGUAGGGGAUGCCCGAAAUGUGACAGAUGUCACUUCCAGUAUCGCUGAAACACUGCCUUCCAAGAGUAACAUAACACCCAAAGUCCAUGAAUCUAGCCCAAUUAUAUUGACUGGUCCAGAGUUGAAACAAAAAUGUGAAAAUGUUCCUGUCACAACAGAGACAAAUGAAAAGGAAGGCAAAAAGCUGAUAGAUGCCACUUCCAAUGUGUGUAAACUAAGGUCACCCCAAAGUAACUCAACACCUGAAACUGUUGGACCUAGCCCAGUGAGAUCAAUUCAUCCAGAUUUGGAAAAGCCACAUGAAAAAGUUCUGUCUACAGAGAAGAUGAAUAUCAAGGAAGCCCAAAAUGGAAAAGAUGCUAUUUCCAAACUCAGAGGAGUAAUGCCAGAAAAAAGUAAAAUUUCACCUGAAGGACAUGAAUCUAAUCCAGUAGAAGAAUCAGCUACUUCCAAUACACAAGGAAAAAUAUCUGCCAUGCCUGAUAGUACAGUAGAAAACUCUAUGAAGUUAUCUUCAUCACUACCAGAGUUUGAGAAGUUGUCCGAGAUUGUGAAAAGAACUUCUGUUGAUGGGGUUGACGAGAGCGUGAGUCCUGUCAAGAUAAAAAAUAAUGCUCCCGAUUGGUUGCAGGAUCCCAAGUUGCCGAGACCAUUGGAAUAUCAAAGUUACAAAGGAAUAAAGGGCCCUUGGUUCACUACUGAGAAAGAAGGUGUGAAGGUUGUUCUUCAAAGAAAGAAGGAUAAAAGGUCCCCAUGGAAUUCAUUGCCACAGAGAACUCUCAAACGACACUUGACAUCACCUUUACCAGAUGUUUCUGCAAAGAAAUCACCAAAGUGUGAAAAGGCAAGCUUUCCAAAUGACAAUGAGGAUUCAGACUCCUCAAGAGGUAAAGGUUUGAAUCAAGAAGCAACAUCUGAUGGUUUACAUUCUGUUGCAGAGGAGAAUAUCAAAGAAGGUGAAACAUCAAAGUCUGAGGAUAAGAAUUAUUUGUGUGAAACCACAGGUCUUCUGGAAAACAUCUGUCCAAGUAAUCAGGUUUCAUCAUGUACUAGUAUACAAGAUGAUCUGUGCAAAGAAACUUCAACGAAUGUUGACAAUAUUUUGGUGAAUGAGAAGAUAGUAUGUGACAGUCCAAGUAAAAAAGGAAGCAAAUUUGUUUCUUCUGGAUUGUCUGAGCCACCAAGGGCUAAAUCUGUACAAGACGCAAAUAGAAGUGAUGGAAUCGAUGUAGAAAGAAGGAUGAAUUCUGAGGAUGCUGAAGGGACACUUGAUAUUGAGCACUUUGCGAGGUUUAGUGAAGAGGAUACUUCUGGACCUGUGGAAAUUGAUGAGAUAGUCUCGGCUCCCUACAAGUUACCUGCAGAUGAUGAUGAUAGUUCAUCUGUUGCAUCCCUUAGAAUAGAUGAAAGCAUUCUAGAGGAUUCCCCAAAUGAUGACUUGAUAAUGGGUGUACCUUCUCCACAGAAACAUGUGCAGGAAUCUAGAGAAGAUAAUCCAGCAAACUUAUCAGCAACUACUAGCCUAGAUGAUCUUCCUCAUGAAAGUGACAUUAAAAGUCGGAGUAGCUUUUCACAUACAAAAGAUAUUGUCAGUAUGGACUCGCUACAAAAGAAAGCCCAGAGCACAAGGACAAACUCUGCAGUGAUCCUUCCUGUUAUUGAAAAUGAACAAGAAAAUUCAGUUGCAGUAGACUCUAUUCCCAACCAGAAAUUAACUGGAGCUUCACCGGAAGUUCAAGAUUCGGAUGUGCCAAUGGCCUCCAAAGUGUCAGCCCCUUCUGAACCUGAGCAAUUAUCAAAGGAUCAGGCACCAUUGUCUAAGAAUGUCCCAAAGGUAACUACCCCUAUUAAAAGCACAGAUGUUCAUCCAAAGAAGGCACCAAUGUUGAACAUCAAAUUUGUAGCUACCAGUAAUGAGAACUGUACUACUCCAAUAUGUUCAUCCCCUGUAUGCCCAUCACCGCCAUGCAUGUCUCCAGUGUCUGAUGACAUUCCAGAAAACAGUCAAAAUACAUCACCAAUCCCAGUAAAGGACAGUGAUAACACAGAUUCUUUUCUAUCAGGGACAGAAAUAGAUGUGGUCAAUACAGAUGACGAUGACGAUGAUGAGAUCGAUGUGGAAACUGUUCUUGGUGUCAAGCCCUCUAUUCCAAACUUAAACCCGUAUUCCUCUCUUCGGGAAAUAACGUCAAGACUAUCCAGUAAAUUGCAAGAGGAGCAGAAGAGAUGCCCACCACCAAAGAAAGUCAAACACACAUCACCCAUGAAAAUUAAACCGCAUUCACCUAGUAAACUAUCACUGCAACUGUCGAUUGGACAUAGAUUUGGCUCUCCAAGACAUGGACAAUCAAAAUCAUUGACUUAUGGCCCUUCAAAAGCCAAUCUGCAACAUUCAUCAAGUACCAAUGAAAAUCGCAAGAAGAAAAAGAAGUCCAAGAGAAAAACUCCAGUUCGUCCUUCUGAGUUGUACAUGGUUUCUUACAGGGAUAAUACUGACAAGAAAAAGGAAUCGUCGAAAGAGGAAGAGAAAACAAGUGAACAUACGGAUGGUGAUCGCACAUAUCAUCACAAUCGGUUGGAGCGUAAACGAAGGGAUGAACUCCGUAAGACAUUCCAACAGCUCAACACUGCUUUGCAUGGAUCCUCUUCAGAUGUAAACAAAAUGCCUCCAAAGAUACACAUCUUGAAUCAGGCUGUUGAAGAGGUAGAGAGGCUGACGGAGAAGGAGAAAGCGCUAGUAAGGGAAAAAGAGCUUGUCAAGAAACAUCAGAGACGUCUGGUCUAUGUACAUAGCAAUCUGCUGCAUCAUGCAAGAUGUCGUGGGCAGAUUGUUUUCCCUGAAGGCUCUAAGCUUGCAGAAUCUAUGGAUCGGAUUAGGUCUGGUCUGAGCAAAAACAAAACUUCCACGUCUUCAGAAAGCAAAAUACAGGAAAGCAAAGUCGAAACGACCAAACCACCAACCGUAAAAUACCUCAAAUUGGAUUCAAGUACUGAUAGUAGUGCCAACAAAGUCAGCAUCUCCAAGAGGAAAAAGAGCAAGAAGAAAAAACUUCACCCAGAUAAGAAAUCCAGCAGUAGCACACAAAAAUCAACCUUGAAAAAACCUGCACCAGCCAAUGAGACUCUGGUCCUGAAAGCUAAGCAAAAGAGUGUGAGUUACUCUCCUCUUACGGUCGGAGAUCUGAAGAAGUCUUCCGAGACUAAAGAACAAGCAAAGAAAGAUCAAGGACAUUCACUCAGCUCUGUGCCAUCUGGUUCUCAACAGAGCAUACAAAACAAAUAUUCACUAUACGGUAUGGACGAUGAUGACAGUGAAGAGGAAUCUUUACCGAUUGAGUGUUACGUGUCAAGCAGUGAUGAGGCUGAGCCUGAAGAGGAUUUGAUGGAUUACGAUGAGGAAGAGGAGUAUAGUGAUGAUGGCUUCAUCCCUGCUAGUGAGGAUGACGAAGAUACCAAUGACAAGGGGAAGGAAAAGGGCUCAUCUUUGGAAAUAAGGGAAAGCUCAAAUGUUGGCUCAGUCGUUGAUCUGGAUAAUUCUUCUUCCUCAGAAGAGGACUUUGAAGAUAGAAUGGAAGCAAAAUCACAUACAGGACUAACUGGUAAGAAAAUUCCAAUUAAAAAAUCAGCUCCAAAAGUCAAGGAAUUGGCACCCAGAAUAAAGCCCAGUUUGAUGGAAAGUGAUGAUUCCGAUGAUGAUGAUCUCCUAAUUAUAGCAGAAGAAAAUGGUAUCACUGUUGAACAGUCAAAAGGGGCUACUACAAAGGAAAACUCAAAGAGUCAGGAGAAUUCAGAGUUAUUGAAAGGAGGUGAAAGUCAAGGCCAAGCUAAGAACAAAGAGCUAUCCAAAGUAGGCAAAGAUUCUGGGAAGUUUUCUUCCGUUCCUACAAAGUCUCAGUAUACUCAAAUCAGUAAACCUGGCAACAGCUCCUCCCAGAAAACCGAUUUCAGCAGUGAAGGAGGAAUGGGUGAAAAAACAUCCAAAGCUCCUCUAGUGAAUGUUAUAGAUGAAAUAAUGAACAGAUUGAAAGGAGAUACCAGUGCAAUAGGUUCUGAAGGAAAGAAGGCUAAUGGAGCCCAGAGGCCCACCAGAGCUGAAUCCGAUGUCUCAGCUUCUAAUUCAGCUGAUGGUAGGAGAGAUCCAGAGAAACUUUCCAGCAAACCACUGACUCCAGGGGACCAGGCUUCUACAGCUUGUGUCACAGAUAGCAUACCGAGUUCAGCUGAAAUAAUGAAACCCAUAGGUGUUGCCUCAUCGAACCAUCAGGUGAGCUAUCAAAGCAGCACAAAUCCCACUACAUCUGUUGGACUUGCCUCAAACAGCUACCAGGCAAAGGCACAACUGUCUUUGGAGAAGCUUAAUGAACAUUUGAACUUACUGGAUUCUGAUUCCUCUGAUGAUGAAGAAGAUCAAGAAAGCACACUUGUCCUUACACCCACAGUUUCCAAGAGCUUACAACCUAAAGAAGGGAGUGAUUUAAAUGUAUCACGGAAGCAAAAAGAAGUUACACGACAGAGGAUCUGUGAUGAGUUGAUUGCCGAUGAGAAAGAAAAUGACCUCAAAAUUACAUCUAACCUGACAUCUGCUGUCUCAAAUAACAUUCAACCUGCAGGAAAGAACAAUGAAAGCCAAUCCAGGAAGCAACAAGAAUCUCCACAGACAAAAGACUUAUUGUGUGAGGAAUCUAGUUCUGAUGAGGCAGUGAAUUAUCAAGAAAGUACCUCUGCCUUGGCAGCCUUGACAGUGAAACAUUCACAAUUUCGAGAAGGAAAGUGUACAGUAACUGGAAAGAAGGAAGACAAUGCUCAACAAACCCAAGUCAUGGUAGAUAUAUCCAGCUCUUCAUCAUCUUCUGAAGAAAGUGAUGAUGGAAUUAGGAGUUUAAACCAUAGAACAGCAUCAAGGAACAUUUCCGUGAAGGAAGGCCAUCAUGAAAAGGUAAUUUCACACCAUGUUGACUUUGAAAAUGUAGCCUCCACUUCAUACUCCAAAGACUCAGAAAGUUUGUCAAGCAACCAGCUUCAAGCAGAAGAGAAGAACUCAUCAAUAACUUCACAGAAGAAAACAUGCUCCAUACGGGCAAUGGGUGCCCUGGCUGAUCUGAUAUCAAGUGUGAAAACCCGUGUAGGCAAUGAAGAUUUGGUUGAUUCAGUGGACUCUGAUUCUGAGGACAGUGAUAGUGAAGAUGUCAGUGAUGGAGCUAGUGGGGAUGAUGAAGAGAGCAGUGAUGAUGACGAAGAUGAGAUGAAAUCAGACAAAAAAGGAGAUGAUAAUGUUGCUGAGGAAGACGAUCGUAGCAAUGGCUCUGAAAACAAGAAGCAAGAUCUCAUUGACAUGGAGAAAGAUGUAGCGGGUAAAUCACAAGAAGAAAGCCAACAAAAUGAGUCUGAGAACAAAGAGCAAGAACUCACUUACAAUGUGAAAGGUGGAUCAGGUAUAUCACAGGAGAAACAACCACAAAGUGAGGCUGAAAGCAACAAGAAAGAUCUUGCUGACCUUGAGGAUGAUUUAGCGGGUAUAUCACAGGAGGAAAGCCAACAAAGUGAGGCUGAGAACAAAAAGCAAGAUCUUACUGACAUAGUUAAAGGUGGAACUUGUAUAUCACAGGAGGAAUGCCCAGGAAGUGAGGAGCCUGAAGGCAGUCCAUCAGACCAAAGUGCUCUUCAAUCUGCUAACAAAGUCAUGAGGAACAUAGAAGAUGCAAAUCCUAGAGCUAUCACCUCUGCUGAGGAACCGGCAAAAGGUUCAUCCAUUACUGAGAAUGGUCAAACAACCCAGAAGCAAGGGGAAAGUUCUAGUGCUGAGGACUCCACCAAUCCCAUACAUGAUGCAAAUCCUUCUGGAGAAGAAAAUUAUGAAAGCUUCUCUGUCGGGGAUACUCUGACUGAUGAUGAUGCAGCAUGUUUAUCCUUUGCUGCGAUGGGGAAUGACGAAGACCAUGAGGCUCUUUUUGAUGCAGGAGAUCGAUCUUCGCCCCUCUCCUUAGAUAUGGACGUUGCUUCUGAUGAUGAAAUAGAUGACGCUAUGUGUGACCGGGGUGAAGACACCACUCGUUCUGGUCUCCUACCCUCAAAGACACUGUCCCAAGGUGGAACUUCCACUGAUGAAACGAACUCAAGACCUCUGGAAAUAUCUUCUCGAGCUGAACCAUCUUCCCUCAGAGGACAGCCGAAGCCAUCUUCAUCAUUCAAAGAUGAUCUGACCCUAGAUGAAGCUAUCUCAUUCCUGGACAUUGAGAAGAACUCGGAUGGUACCUUGAAUGUACUUCUCAAGGGCGACUAUGAUGAUGAGAAGCUAGAUGAACUCUUUGAAAAACCUGGGGUUAUGGAGUAUAUAAUCACAGAAGCUUCUAAGAAACCCUGAAUUGAUAAGUGAUCUUAAAAUAUUAUUGAAUCUAUUGUUCAGUUUUUUCUGCAAAAUUUCCAACCAAAAUAUUUAUAUUUCAUUUGCAGUAAAAUCAAACCUGCAAACUGCACUUUAAUAAAAGCAUGAAACAUUUUUAGUCAGAGAAAUGAAAGUUUGAACAAUAAAUGGCAAUGGAUCAUGUUUGAAUUAAUCCCAAUCUGAAAACCUGUAUGUUGAUCUCAAAUUUGACAAUGUCUUCAUACUAGUCGAAUGCUAAUUUGUAUAUGAUCUCCACUUUUGAAUUGCAUCUAAUCAAUUUUCUUUCACGUUGUUUACAUAUUAAAGGAGUUGUUCAUAACAGCAUUCCCCAUGAGAUAUUUCAAAUUUUAAGAUGAUCGAUUAAUUUUGGGGUUGUCGCUGAGCUAAAAUUCAUAGCUUUCACCGUUGUAUAAUAAAGGUAGAGCUCCAAAUCAGCAUCUUGUUGGUAUAUUGCGCAUGUUGUCAAUUUGUGAUCUUUUUUAAUUAUCCAAUUUUAUUCCCUUGUUUUUGUUCUUUUCUACAUCUUUAUUCUUAUUCAAAGGUUUUUGUCUAUAUGUGAAAUUACAUCUAUAUUAUGGCUUCAUCAGUGUGAGGAUAUAAAUCAAAUUUGUCAAUUGACGGACACACUUACCAUAAAUUCCCUUUUGUAAUUUUCUUUUUCGUGAUUAUUUUCAACUCGGUUAUGAUUCAGCAACAGCUUUUUUUAAUGAAGGCAUAUUGCCUCAAACAUUGAGUUCAUUGAUGUCUGCUCAUUUUGGUCUUGUUUCGAAGAUUGUCUUAUUGAUGAUAGGUAGCAGCUUCUGUUAUAAGCUACUGAUGUUGUGCAUUGUGAUUGGUUGAGUAAAUUUGAUUCCAACAUCUCUGAUUGCAAGCUUUAUAAAACGCCACAUGUUGUUAUUCUCACCAUUUUUUUUAGUAAAAUUAUUUGACUGCAAUAUUUGAAUGGUAAGGAUGAAAAGUGUACAAUUUUUGAAAUACAAGCCCAUAUUUAUAAGAUUCAAUUCACAUCUCUGUGAGUUCCUUUGUGACAUCUUUUGUAUCAAACUAUUGUCAAAAACAGACACCAAUUCUGGUCUUGUGACAAAUACAGAAACAUUGAAUGUCAUCAAUGGUACUCCCAGCCAGACAAUCCAAUUCUUUCUAUUUACUUUGUACAAGAGUUGCAAUCAUGAUUUUAGUACUUCAUAAUACGUGAUGUGCCACAAUCGUUCAUUAUUAUGCGAGGCCUACAUUUUCCUGUGGGUAGACAGUUUUACCUUUCUCCAAUAGGCUUGCAUAAUACAUAGUACACACCAUGAGUUAGAAUCUACAAAAUCAAAGAAAUGUCAACUAAAGGAUGAAGGAUGAGUUAAACUCCUUUUGUCAACCAAUUCUCUUGUGAUAAUGCAAAGGAGCAAUAUCACAAUAAGGGCGCAACUUGUACAUCUGCUGUGGAGGCACAGUUCCGCUGAAAUUUAUGAUUUUUAUCUUUCAUAUUCAUCUUUUUUCACCCUCUCAUUCACCCUGUGGUUGCUUUUUCAGAACUCAAUUCAUUGCAUUGGUAGUAGUAUUAACAUGGCUCUAACAGCUAUAAGAAUUGCAAAUUGAGAGAUAUUUAAUAAUUUACCUUAGUUGCUAUGAAUUAAAACAUUAAAAAAAUCUGUAUAAAAAAAAUAUAUUUUUUUAAAUAUUUAGAUUGACCCAUUCAAAUACAGAGUUGCAGACUAUAUCUAACGAUACCAUUUUUAAAUUUCACUUGUAUGAGAAAUAAUAUUUUUUCAAUUCAUCAUUAUUUUGUUUGCCAUGAGGUCUAAUUAUCUGAUGCCAGGAUUCUGCCCACUGCUGGCAGGCCUAGUUUGUUGCCAGAGGCAAUCAUGUUUUAGGGCCAUCCAUCCCUCCCAUUUUUGUUCUCACAGUAACUAAAGAACUUUGCAAGAUCAACUUAAAACUUGGUCCAAGUAUGUUUUUAGGAGUGAAAAGGAUCUGAGUAUUUUUUUUUUGGAGGGGGGGCAUCAAAGUCAAAGAUCACAGAUGUAUGCACAUGUUUCAUUCUCGAUUCUCUUGAUAACUGAAGAACUGUUAGAGGGAUCAACUUCAGACUUUGUUCAGAAUCUUUAUUGGAGUGAGGAUGAUUGGACUAGAUUGAGGGGGGGGUCAUAGGUUAAAAUUUCUAAAGUCACUGAGGUCAUUAUAUGAAUAAAUCUUGUCACAAUAACCAAAUGACCUUUGAGGGGUCGUGAACUUCAAAUUUGAUUGCAGAUGGGAGUGUCGAUUCAAAGGUCACAUGGGCCACCUGAUAAUGAAAAAAACCUGCAGAAGAUGGAUGUGUAAUUACAGAGGCAUAAAUUUCCUUCUAGUUGUGAUUAUGUUCAAGAUGUACGACUGUAGAAUGUUUAUUCACCCUUUAUUGUAUAACUUGCAUAUUUUGUUGAAGAGGUUUGACAGAACAGUCCAUGAGAAAUAGUAUUUAUGAGGGCUGUCUCAUAAAUCAUUAUGUUCCGCGUUUUUUUUUUCAAGCCAUAUGUAAGAAGAGGUUUAUAUUGUGUUUAUGUUUAAUGUUGUGUUUUGGUUUUUUGAAGGAACCCUGAGUUACAAUCAAUCUUACAAUCAGUGUUACAAUUAAUUACCAUCUUCAUUGUUUUUUUACAAAGCAUUUCCACACGUUAAUAAUUGAUGUCAUUUGUAAGAUUGAUUGUAUUUGUUAGGUAUCAAGACCAUCUAGUAAGGGGCCCCUUCUUACCUGGUCCAAAUCCUGGUUCAUUCAAACAAAUAGAAAUGAAUUAUUUUUCUUAUUGUAUACUGUAUCCCAAAGAGACUGAUCUGGUGCCGGUAACACGAAAGCUUAAAAAUCAUCAUAGGACAUUUUUUUUGCGCAUUGACUCCAAUGUAUAAUCAAUCAUGAAAAUGAAGCGUACGAUUAUCGUUUACUUUUAUGUUGGGGGCCCUGGUUAAUAGAAAUAUUACCAUAGCUGCUGUUACUGAGAGUUAUAUGAUAUAGUUAGGUACACAUUUAUCUGGAACAGAAUUUGUGUGACAGGGCCUUUUAAACUAAUUUCUGCUUUAUCAGAUUGCUUAUUGUGCUUUCAAAGUUACACGAUAUACAUGUAAAAGAUAAUUGGUUUAUCCUAUCUGUACAUUAAUUUUGUAAUCUGUAUAUAAAUGUAUUGUAUUCUCGUUCAUUGCUUAGUCAACAAGCAGUACUACAUAAUUAAUUUGAUAUUUGGUUUGUUGUAAACACCAUCAUUUCUGUUCAAUAGAGAAAAGUUUUGACUUAUUUUUUUAUAAAUGAAUUAUGUGUCAUAUGUGUAGUUCAACUGAUUUAUCUGGAAGACCAUGUCGGAAGGGGGGGGACUGUGCUCUCUCUUUCUCUCUUCCACCCCUUCUCCCCCCCCCCCCCCCCGUAGGUAUGACAGUGAGUAGCUCUUAAUAUUAAUAAUGGUAGGUGGACACUGCCUCGCUGUGCUUCCCAGAUCAUGUAAAAUAAAUAUUUAUUGGAUUUGUUUCUAAUUCUACAAAUAUUAAAUUGAAAUUAUUGGUUUUGUUAUAAGGUGGAUGAAUGUCAAAUACUUUCUUUUCGUAAAUAACCAGAUCAUUUGUGUUUGCAACCAUCAUUGAGUAUUGAUGUAUUUGAGACAAUUGUCAUAUUUUCUUUUCAUAGUCGUCAUGUAAAAAUUGAAUCAAUCCUGAAACAGAAGCUGCCAUCCUUCCUUUGUCUAUAUUUAUCUAUGUACUAGCUCCUCAUCAUGUGUAAAUAUAUUGUACAGAGACAUUUAUAUGAAGGAGUAGAUUGUAAAUGUUGUUUUCAACAAUAAAAGGUGAUCAACAUGA
Messenger RNA from Lytechinus variegatus (green sea urchin), 16777 nucleotides. RefSeq lists its product as uncharacterized. Bases 332 to 12949 code for a protein of 4205 amino acids. The record is from RefSeq and is a predicted model, not a curated record. NCBI's taxonomy places the organism in Eukaryota, Metazoa, Echinodermata, Echinoidea, Temnopleuroida, Toxopneustidae. The transcript is spliced from 7 exons. Gene Ontology annotation, molecular function: protein dimerization activity.